This is a messenger RNA of Lymnaea stagnalis (great pond snail), 12340 nucleotides long. The record is from the annotation of a GenBank genome assembly. Lineage: Eukaryota; Metazoa; Mollusca; Gastropoda; Lymnaeidae.
CGCUCGGAAGACGUCGAACGUUCUCUGCUAUUUCUUAAAUAACGCCUGCACGCUUUGCGUGCCUGUAUUCUUCUUUUUAAAAUGGAAGUUAGUACAGAAAUAAGCCAAAAGAUUCGUUCUGCAAUCAAAGCCAAAUUGAUGGAAUUAGGUGCUUACGUUGACGACGAAUUACCUGACUAUAUUAUGGUCAUGGUUGCCAACAAGAAAAGCCGUGCGCAAAUGAGCGGCGAUUUGGCUCUUUUUUUAGGCACUAAUACUGAUGCUUUUACUGAAUGGUUGCAUGGUCUGCUAGGAAAGUUACAAACUAUUACUGUUGAAUCUGGUGAGAAAGGCAAAAUUAAAGGGGGAAAAGAUAGGAAAAAGGACAAGAAAGACGGCAGUAAAGAGAAAAAGAAACUUAAAAAGCGAAGCAGUGACUCAACAUCUAAAAGAAAAUCUUCUAUUGAUAAAAAUGAACAAAAUCAGAAGUCAGAAUCCCUUUCAGGUUCUUUGGUAGAAAGUGUCACCCAAAGUAGUGUUUUAAAAGAAGAUAGUUCCAGUUCUGUAACUAAAGACCUUAGUCAUGGAUAUGAUGUUAGUGCCACAACUACAAUCAGUCCAAAUGUAGAUGUAGAAAUGGACCAUCAGAAAAAUAACCAAGAAGAUGUAGAGGAUGUCAGGCAACUUUUGGUGACUGGAACACAAGCAGAUGAACUGGCUGAAGAGUUGGAAACGACAGAAGCUGAAGUAGAAAGAUCAAAAGCAUUGACAAGUGGAAAAAAUAAGAUUGCUUAUGCAAAGGAAAAAGAAUUGGUAACUCGUCUAGUUAGUCAUUCAAGUUCAAGUACUAAAAGUAAAAGCAGGAGUCCUAGUCCAGAAAAACUUGAUGCAGGAUCAAGGAAACGGAAGAUUCCUAUAUCUGUUGUUGCAAGUGUGAGCAGAAAAUGUGACAAUGAAGAGGAAUAUGAUCCAUACAAUCCAGCUGUCGGAAGUGUUGCUAGUGUUGUCAAAGUUACAGCUCGGAAGUCCAGUGUGCCUGCUUCCUUGCAAGCCAACAGGUGUGUUGCUUGUUUUGUUGUCAUUUUUAUACAUUACAUAGCAUGAGCUUGAUGAAUUGAAAAACUAUUAAUAGUAAAUUUGUUGUUAAUGUCCUUUCAUUCCCUGCUGAUCUUUUGUUACAAUAAUUGUUUCCACUAAUGCUAAGGCAGGGCAUCCAAAGCAAGCCAGUGUUACAGAAUUAUGGAAAUACUGACUUACGCAUGAGACUUCAAGAAAACUAUUAAAAACCAUAAUUUUUUAAUACAGCUUAGGGGCCAUCCAUAAAUGACGUCACGCAAAUUUUGCUGAUUUUUUUACCCCCCACAUCGUCAUAAAUCGUCACAAAAAGUUAGACCCCCCUCAAAUAAAACGUCACAAAUCUCUGCAACCCCCCCCCCCCCUCUUUAAAACAUAAAUGACGUCACGCAAAUUUUGCUGAUUUUUUUACUCCCCACAUCGUCAUAAAUCGUCACAAAAAGUUAGACCCCCCUCAAAUAAAACGUCACAAAUCUCUGCAACCCCCCCCGCCCCUCUUUAAAAAGUCCCUGUGUCCAUUACUGUCCUUCCCAUGGAUAUCAAAUUACUGCACCUGCAGACCUGCCAACUCUUCCGAUUUUGUCGGAAUUAUACGGAUUUUUUGCCCCUCAUUCCAACCUUCCGACAAACCCCUUAAAAUUCCGAUUUUUCGAACUUUUUAAUUUUUCACACAUAAAAAUCUGAAAGUGACCAAAAAAAAAAAAAUCGGGAAUGACAAGAAGUGAUGCAUUUGUUUUUACGAAGUGUCUACAUGUCCGGCGACCCGACAAAUAAGUGAAUAAGUUCUCGAGCUGUUCGUUUGGCUACUAUAUAUUUGACCAAAUCACAUGACCAGCUAUCAAAGUUGCGUGAGAUAUUUGUCCGUCAGCCUUGUCAUGUGACCGCUAAUUGUCGAUCAUAGUUUACGGUACUUCAUUUCAACAAAUUCAAGACAAACUGAAAAUUUACAUGAAAAAAAAUAUGUACAAUUCUAAAAAAAGAAAUACUAGUACCAUUGCUGGUAGAUAUAUAAUGAACAAUUGGUUAAAAAGUGACGAUGUUUUUUAAAAAGCGUGGCAUGCCCACCAGAUAAAUAUCUCCCACACCAUUUGUCCAGUCGCCUGACGUGUAAGUGUAGACACUGACUUGUUUUUAUCGAAGCAAACCGCGAUCUCCAAAUCAUUCUUCAAUCAACAAUUGAUCCGAUAGACUACAAAAUAAUUCAGACUUUUUUGUUAAAGCAUUUCUUAAUUAAAUGGUUAAAUCUAUUGAAAGUGGUGGGUACAAUAAUAUAUAUAUAUAUUCUAACCCCCCAAAAAAAAAAACUAAAACAUGCAACUGCAGCUAAAACUAAAAGUAAUCCACGUCUAAUUAAAAAUUUCGUUGCUAAGGAAUCGGACGAUUAGAUCGUUUUAUUUACCACCAUUCUUAUUGAAGGAAAUAUUUCUCUAGCCAUCUCCGAUCGUUUUAAUGCUAGAGUCAAAUAAUGAUUUCCAGACUCGCAGAUUGCUAGAAGAUGGUAAAGCAAAAUUACUAUGAAAUAAGGGCAAGCAUGAAAAUUGAUACUCUUCUAACUUGCUUGUAACUAAAAUCAAUUGCAAUGAUAACCUUCAGCUGUCCAAAGAGCUGUUGGAAAAGGGCAAAAAGACCACAUGGAACUAGGAAUAUGCUGGCAAACUGAUUUUAACAGCCUGUGUACAUAUGAAAUUAAAAUGGCUCUUCUGUCCUUUACUGUAUAUAUAUUGUAUGUAUAUAAACAUUUCCAGUCAGUGGACUCUUCAAGGGCAAUAGAGGUAACUUAAUAUUUCUUUAUUUACUAAAAAAAAGGCUUGUGCGUUAGUUUAUAUUAAUAGAUCUUAAAUAAAUGCCUGUGCCCCCCCCCCCCCCCCCCCCGCGGCAAACCCCCCUUCCCAAUUUUUUUUUUUUCACUAAUCAGGGGUUCUUAACCAGGGGUACAAGUACCUCCCGAGCCUUGAGGGGUGGAAAACCAAAAAAUUUUAUUCAGUGGCGUAGCUAGGAGGGGGGGGGGGGUGGACCGCACCGGCCGACACCAUCUCAAGAGGUGACACUUAAUUGAAAGAUAGCUAAUUACAGAGAACACACUGAUCGGUCGAACCGAAAUUCAUAAAAGAAUAACAGAUGACACAUACAUUUUCCACCCAUGUAACCAAUCUAAAUGCGUGUUUCGUUAAUAUUAAAAUUUCAAGGUUGAUGCGUCAGCAAUUAGGUUACCUUAUUAUUAGGUCAGAAACACACCAUUUUGACCAUGUUUCAACGUGGAAUGAGGUGUUCGGUAACUUUUGUAAGUGACGGGAAGCUAUUUUUAGCUAAAUUCUGAGAAAUAAAACUAUCCUUUGAUAACAAUGGGCGAUUCUAAGUACGUUGCAGCUCUUAAAUACAAUUACCCCCUGACCUUCAAUUAAUUUGUUUUUGUUCUUGUAUUUCUUAAACUGUGGACUAAGUUUAACAAGAAGAAAUACAUCGUAAAGGGGGGGUCUGUGUGACACCAACCUUAGCUACGCCACUGAUUCUAUUUGCUGCAAUUGCUAGUUGUUGCUGAUUUUUUAAAAAAAAAAGUUAUGGAUUUUGAUUAGCGUUACUUCAUACCAUGGUGAAUUUCAUUGGCGCAUUGUGUGUAUUGGUAAUUUUUUCCCUGUUUAUGAAAAGUUAAGUAAAGAAAUAAAACUACGAUAAUACGAUAACUAAAUUAUUUAAUUAUUUUAAAUUUUAUUACAAUGUAAUUUAUACGGUUGGGGGAGGGAUGUUUAAAACGGAGUGGGCCUGCAACGCUGCAAAAAAGGUUAAGAAUCCCUGCCCUAGAGCAUUUACUAAGAUACCCCCACCCCGCGGCCAACCUUUUUUUUUUCCGCUCCAUCCCACUUCCCGUGUCCAGAUUUAACCAUAAACUCUCAAGACUGUCAUUGUAACUACAUUCCAAUUCACCUACUACUGGGCGUCCUGUAACUUGAUCAGAGGCCAUUCUUCGGACCCUGCAUAUCUACUGUAUUGAUUCUCUCAGUGAUAGUAGUUUUAAAAUAAAAUAAUUAUAAUAAUCUUUUUGUUUUUUUUAAAUAAUGUUAAACAUUUCUGUAAUUUAGUUUUAUUAAGUGAAAUUCUUUACAACAACAUUCUGCUUUUCAUAUGACGUCACAUGGCUUGAGGCCUCCCCAUCAUCACACAUCAUCACAAAAAUCUCACACACACACGCACCCCCGACGUGUGACAUCAUCUAUGGGUGCCCCCUUAUUUGACAGUCUUGCUUUGUGUUUAAUUUAUCAUGUUGAGUAUUUUAAGUCAUCAAUUAUCAUUAACAUUGAACUUUUCUAAUCAGAGUUUAUCCCCUUUUUCUCCCUUUUUUUGUUGCCAUGUUUGUGUAUAUGCAUGUAACAUUAAUUAUUUUUUUGUGUAACUUAUAGCCUGAGCUGCUCUUUAGUAUAGAACAUUUUAUAAACUAUGUUCUGCUCUUAUUUCUAAUGUCUAAAGAACUGGGUAGAGCAUACUUUUUAUAAUUUAGAGCAUGAUUUGUUGGUUCUUGCUCUUCUUUUUUCAUUAACGCAAAAUGUGCUUUAACCAACUAGCUGUGGAAUAGUAAAUUUGUAUAAAUGAAGGAAUUGUUUUUAAAAUUUUAAAUAACUAGGCCAAAGCAAAAUUUAAUAUAAUUGUGCCAUCCUUACAUUGGAAAUUUAGCCCUUUUUGGGGGAAGGUGGGUGUUUGUUUUUUUAUUUUUCCUUUUUGAAUGUAAAUAUCUCUUGCAACUGUAAAUUCAAUUUAUUAUUACAUUUUCAUACCAUUUUUAUUUUAUAAAUUGGUACCAAGUAUACUCCCAAACAUCUGCAAAAUAUUGCAUUGAUGUUUGCGCCAUUUAAGUGACAUCUUAUAAGUUGAAUUAGAUUCCAGUCAUUACAAUGCAUAUUAUGUGUUGUCUGGAAUUUUAUUUUAAUUAAAACCUUUCAAAUAAAAUAUAUAGAAUUUCUUUGAGCUGUUCAAGCUGCUGAAUUUUUACAAUCACUGAUCUCAGUGAUAAUUCCUUGCUAAAAAUAUCCUGAUAUUUGUUUGAGGUUACCAACUCAUAAAACAUAUGACUGAUUUCACUGAUACAUAUUUGAUGUAGGCAUAGGUGUUCACUGAGUAGGUCCCACUGUGUUCAGAUGCAGAAAUUUUAUUUAUAUUUAUGUGUUAGUGCAGCUGUCAACAACCUGCAGCCCUGGAGCCAUAUGGGGCUCUUUGAAUGAAUAAAUUCAGCUCUAUAAUUUAAAUUUGGACUUUAAAAUCAGUGAAUAAAUAAACAUGCAACCAUGCCAUUGUUAAUGUUACAGCAUGGUCCGUGCUGUAACAUUAAACAUUGUCAAAAGUGGGUGGGAGGAGAUGGGUAUAUUGAAGCACUAACUUAGUUAAUAGGAUCAAGAGAAGAUGCUCUUGGCAUUUAAGUGAUCCACCACUCAUGCCUUUCCCUUACAUUUCUUGUCCAAAAAAAUGUGUAGAAAAAAAUGGAAGUUUUUUUUACAAUUCCUCUAGUUCCUCUAAUCUUAUUUUGUUUUCACCAUUCCGUUUAAUUAAACUUUAAAUUUCUUUAAACUACAAAAUAUGCCUACAGAGAGGUCCAUUAACUUAUAGUAAUUAUACUACUAAUAAUUUUAAACAAGCCCUGCUGUCUGCUCAAUAUGCAUGCACACUGAUAAAAAUAUGACGAUAUUGUGCCUGUAUAUUUUCAGCUGAUAAUAUACUAAAAUGUUUGGUUGAACAUAACACUUGUUGAUAGUGUUUUUUUGUCCAUCGAGUAGCACGUGGUCAUAGAUAUCUUGUAAUUUAUAUGGGAACAUUUACCAAGUUUAAUAUCUCAAUAAUUCAGCAGAGCAUUGGAAAAUGAAAUACUUAAACCUCCAUGGACCUCUCAGUAAAAAGGUUCCAGGGUUUUGUGAGUUGAUUUCCAUUGCAUUAUUUCUAUCAUGAGUUUGAAUACUUCAUUCGCCAAAGUAGUUCCUGUCCAAACGGCAAGAAAUGGAGUCCAUGAAAGAAAGGGUUAAGGACAAACAACAACCACCACCACCACCCCCCCCCCCCCCCAGACAAUAAUAUUCUUUACAAACCAUUGUACUGUUAUUGUAACAAUCUUUUCAUUAGAUAUCACAAUUUUAACAAAAAUAAAAUUACUUAUUAUUAGCCUUUUUAUUUUGCAUUUCUUAAUAUCCAUUAAUUAAUUGAUGUUUUGAAAUGGUUUGCAGUUACCUCUCUUUGAGUUUUGGGGGGAUUAAAAGAAAUUACCAGAAUUAUUUUGUUUCAGUCUGUCUAUUGCUACCUUAAAUUAACAAUAUAGUUACUCAUUUAGAUUGCUUUUUAUUCACAACAUUUGAAAUAAAGUCAUUUUCAUCCCUGACUUUAGAUUAUUCACUGAGUUUAAAAGAAUGUUUCAUGAAGAAAUUCUUUUUAUUUUUCCCAUAAUCUCAUCAACUUUGAAACGCCUAGUGAAAUUUUUCCUGAUUUUGGGGGGUUUGAAGUUUCCGGUUUGAAGAAAUUUCCAGUUUGCAAUCUCAGGUAUGUAGUAACAUUUUUUCAAUAGACAGACUGAAAGACUUUUUUUUCCCUUUCUUUCCUAUUUUUUUUAAUCGCGAAAAGAUUAUUAUAAGUAUGUAUAAGCCAUAGCACUUAUUUAAAAACAUAGUAGGUUAUCUGAUUUCAUGUAGUGUGUAUUUUGAAGCAGAACAGAAGAGAUAUUGAUGUGAAUGUUUAGAUUAGUGUAACUCAAAUCUUUUAUUUUAUAUCUACGCAUAAGUAUAUAUAUUUUAUUUGAAACUUGUGUCAGGGUUUGUUCUUAUUUAUCCUCCAGAGAAUCAGAUGACAAAGACAGUCAAGCAUCUAAUGUGGAUGGUGGUGCAGUGAGUUUGGGGGAGCCACCUUCCAAAAUGAUCAAACUAUCUGAGAUAGGACAUAUAGAUGACAUAAAGAAAGCCCUAGAGGAAGUGUUGAAGAAAAGCCAGGAGCACCUUGACGACAUAUCACAUUUUUCUAAGAUGGUAGAGUCAUCUUUACGAAAGUUAAGACCACAGGUUGUAUCACUUGCAAAGAUCAGGAUUGAACAGGUUUUUUUCGAAUUGGAGAGCGAGGAAUAUGUGCCACUGCAGAGAGCUAGUGAUGUUAACUCAAAACAUAUUCUUUGCAAUAAUCACAACCAAAAUAAAAGUGUCAAGUUACCAUUAGAAAAAAGCAAAAAGACAACAGAAUCAGUUGUUCUGACUCCUCAUGGCAGCGAUAGUCCAUUGCCGGCACAAAACUUAACAUCAGCUGUAAAGAAAAAUUCUGAAAUUGCAUCCAUUUACAGCUCCAGCAAAUUAAAACACUCUCCCUUGGUUAAAGAGGCUGCUGGGGUUUCUAAUAAUAGUUUUAGAGAUAGUAACAGAUUGUCUACAUUUGAAGCUGAUUCUAAGUCUAAAGGAAAUAACACUGAGAGAAUAAUUUUCCGUCCCAACUCAAAACUUGUGAGCUCUGAAGUAAGUAGUAUGAAACUCUCAACAUCGGCCGGUACACUUUCAGUUGCAGUUAAUCCAUCAUCAAAAGGAGAACGGGCCAGUAGCCAGCCAAAGACUCUUUCUGCUGAUUCUGCAGGGAAAAUCAGAGAGAGGAGGUUUUCUGAACAAAAAAAACUCCAAGAUGCCACCCCCCGGUCUCCAGUCUCAUCAAGCAAAAUUGACUCGGGUUCUCCCAGCUCUGUGCAUUCUUGCCCAUCAAGCAGCACUUCAGGCUUUGAAACUUUGGCGGUAAGACGGUGUAUAGUCACUACUUCCACUGUUUCAAGAGACUCCACCUUAUCUCCCACUGACUCCAGACAUGAAAAAUGUACCACUUCACAACCUGAGCCUAAUUUGUUAAAAACUGGCCUUGAAAAACCUGUAGCCUCUAUCUUGGUAGACUCUAUCCACAACAAGCGUAGACCUGAUGCAGAGUCUACUUCUGUCCUUAAGCAGAGCUGGAACAGAAGUCCUGGUUUGAAAGGGGGAAGCAUAGCAGACUGUGAAGAUGACUUGCCUCGGAUUAGCUCUGAAGCUCUUAAAGUUAUGGCUAAAAAUCUCAAAGUAACCGUGAUAAAUAAACGGGCCACGAGGUUGCAGGAUGCUUCCAGUUCUGAAGACUCUAGUUCUGAUGAGGAUGAUGAUGAUGAUGAUGACGGCGAAAGCUCUGAUGAUGAAGAGGAACUUGGUGAUGAAGAAAAGAAGAGUUUAGAUAAAGGAAAUGAGAACAGCAAAUCCAGCCUAUAAAUGUAUUUUUAUUUUGUUUUAAAAAUAUAUCUGUGGUAAGAUUUAUGUUUGCACAGAACUAGAUAUUAAGUUUGUUAAUGCAAAUAUCUUAGUUUUAUUGCAACAAAACAUGUAUGCAAUAUUGUCUUUUGUAUACAAAAAAAUGUACUGUUAUGCUAAUAUAUUAUAUGAUUUCAUGUGCAUGAUCAAAUUCUCAGUUGUUUUUUUGUUCCUCUCUAAACAAAGGCUGUGAAUUAUUCAGUUGUCUUUUAAGUUUAAGUAUAAGUUUUUGGCCUUUUUAAGUUGAAUAAUUUUUCAAAGGCAGCAAGAGCAUCUUGACAACCACAUCUUUUUUAAUUUUUCAGAAAUAAGUGUUUUAUGUAUGUUGUUAGCAUCAACUAUUUAACAUCAGCACACAUAUACAGUGAUUAUUUUCCAUGUGCUGAAAUAAUUGAUUGUUAUAAAUACUUAAUGACUCCAUCUAUGAAAUCUGUCAUAGUCAUUAUUAACCCAUUAACUACCACAGGUGUUAUUUUUAUAAACUUUUCCCAAGGUCACUAGCUGCUCACUUGUAUUGGGCAACUGAUUAGGCAACACAAUUAUAAACUAAUCAUAAUUAUUUAAAUAUUUAAUGAUAAAGUCAUAGGUUUAAUCAUUGUCAAAAUUGUGCUUAUAUUCUGGUUCUCAUCUAAAUCUAUUAACCAUAUUGUUCUUGAGUAAAGACUGCUUCUCAUUAUAAACCUCACCCUUAAAGUUGAGUGAUUUUUUUUUUUAAUUUGCAACCUCCUGUUUGUAGGCAGCAUCCCUAGUGAGAUUGUGGGGGCUGCCAAUAUUUGGAACUAUAAAACUAAUUAUUUUUCAAUGUGUAAUUUUUUCUAAUCAGUAUGUGAGCGUUGAAAUUCUGAGCCAGGUCAAACAGAACCUGAUGCUUUUUCUUUUUUUUUUUAAAGAGUUACCUGCUUAUUUUCUGUAAGUGUAACAUAUUCCAAAUGGAAGAAAUGAAUAGUGCAUGUUUUGAGCCAGUACAUCUUCUUUUACAUAAAUUUGUGUACAUUUUACCUGAAUUAAAUAAAAUAAUAAUCGCAUAAUAAUUAGUGAUUGGUUUGAAGCUAAAUGAAAUGAGAAGAUUUGAAAAUGAUAUGUACUUGCUGCGAAUUUUUUGUAAUUGUCUUAGAAAUAUGCAUAUCUGUGGUUAAGACCAUAUCAGGUUCUAUUUACAAUUAAUAUUCUCAUUUCACAUGCUGACUGGCUGAUGUUACUGGGUAACCAAAGUUUUUAUGUGUGUGGAUCAUUUCUAAGUUUUGUCAUAGAAUUGUAUAAUAGUUAUGUAAUUUAACACUUAUUUAAUAAGUGAAGCUAUUGGCUUAACAGAAUGAAGGCUAGGAGUAAAAUGUGCAAUUUUUAUUUUUCAAAUUUCAAUUUUAAAAUUUAAAUGCAUACAGUGAUCAGACUAGUUUCUUAUUGUUACUACUACAGUCUUGAAUAUGCUAAAGCUACAUAUAAAAAAACAUUCAGUAGAGUGGUUGCCAGCAGCUAAUUGAAUAUAAAUAUUAUAGCAGGUUCUUUUUUCAUUAACAAAAAUUGUUUUUAUGUUGUUGUUUUUUUUUCUUUAAUUUAAAAGUGGCAGCUUCCACCCACAACUAUAAAUGAUGUGAGAAUUUAUGAAUAAUAUUCUAGGGAUUGACUUAAAAGCCCCCAUUAUCAGAACCGUCCACCCUUAUUUCUAAAGAGGUUGAGAACCGCAGAGUUAGGAUUAUAUUAUUAAGCUAUUAGUGUUUUGAAGGCUUCAACUUUGAUACCUUCAUGGGCGCCACGGGUUUUAGCACUUUUAACUUCUCCCCAUUUGGUGAAACACAUAGAAAAUGAAAAGAUAACACUUUUUUUUUGUAACACUCAGACCCCACCAGGUGUUGUCUCAAAAUACCUAGAUGGGUGUAAAAAAAAUCUGCACCUUGCUCAGCCUUAGUUGAUACGUCGUCUGGGAAUAGGAAGUCUACUCUAGUUAGAAAGCUCUCAUACAAGCCCCCACCACUUCAAUGCCAUAUUUGCAUGUCCAAACUUUUUACGUUUGCUUACUGAUACCCACGUAUUCGUCCAUUCCCAACACAUGCAGAUCUUUUAUAUGUGGAACCAAAAUUUUAUAUUGUAUUUUCUGAUCAUUUUUUUGUUACAGUAAGUUAUAGAAGCAAUAUUUUAGAUUUAAUAAUUAUACAAUGUAUAAAUCUAUUGCAAUUAGAUGGCAAUUAAUUCCCAAAUUAUCAGUUGAUAAAAUGUCAAGACUCCUCAAAAUGGAGUCUUGCAAGGUGUCUUUUUUUUUUUAAUUUUAAAAUAUUUCUUCAUAAAAUAACCUGACAACUACAGGGAUGUUUGACUAACUGCUUAAAAUACUUAAGAUAAAAAAAUUUAAAAACUUACUUAAAGUAGAUAUUACUUAGUUCAAUUUCAGUUUAAUUACCUUAUCUUUUCUUCAACAGAUUACAAGUUUACACUUCCCAAAAUUCAUAAUCAUUACCCAAUUUUUAAUUGACUUGAAAAUAACCCUUUUCAAAUCUCUUCUUUAGGGCAUUACUCAUGAAGGCAAUGUCAGAUGCUGAGAAAUCCAUUGCCGUUAAACGAAAGAUUGCUGUGACUCGACCAAUAAGUCGGGGUGAUUCACCUGCUGAAGUUUAUUCCCCUAAAAGGAAGAAAUCUGAUCCAACACGUGAUGAGGAGAGUCCACCCCCAUACUUUCCAUCUAGGAAAGAAGCUUCAAGUCGUCGGAGCAGUGGCCAGCAUUUAGAGCAACGUACACUGUCCCGCAAUGAUGCAAGACAUACUUUAAGUCGGGACGACAGGCGAGAGCUGAUAUCUCGUUCUCGGCGCGAAGAACUGUUACGGACAAUAGGUAUUGACCGUAGUAAAUCUCACAAAUCUGAUGCAUCCAAGUCACCUGAGAAAAAUAGGGAGCACAGUGACAAGAAUGCCCAGUAUGAAAGAAGAGUGAGGAGUGAUAGAAAUGUUGGUGAAGUAAAAAACUUCCAUAUCACCACACGAGUUGUUUCACCACAAUCCAAAAAAACUGUCGUAGUCAAUCAGAGCUCAAAUCCUGCUGUUGAACAGAGAUGUUCUGUUACAUCUCGACUAGGUAAGGUUGUGGUUGAAAGGAAAACUACCCCAGAACCGGGAGAUGACAGAGAGGAUAGAAAGCCUAAAGAUGCUCAAUCAUCAAAAAUAAGAACUGAUCACCGAGACGCAAGGCAUGACAUUAAGUCAAGAGCAGCCCAUUUGAAAUCGGAACACAUAGCACCGAAAAAAAGUAGUGCUAGGGUUAUAUCCAGAUUAGGCAAGGAAGCUGUCCAGAAACAAUGUGAGGCAGCAGUUAUGUCAGUGAACUCUUCCAGGGUUGUUGAUAAAGCUAAGAGCAAUGCGAGCCCAGACAGUCGAGUUGUAUGUUGUGAUGAAUCUGGCAGUGGGGACGAAGAGGAAGACCUCAUCAAAGAUAGAAAUAUAACAAUCGCACAUGAAUCAACUGACAGUAGACGCCAUAAGGUGGAGGAUGAUGACCCAGAAGAUCUGGCAGAAAUGAUAGCUGAUGACCUUGAACCUGAGCUACUAGAUUCCAGGGAAGAGUUUACACUAGAUUUAGAAGAUGAAGAUGACAUAACUAAUGUUGUGGGUGAUCUGGAUGCUGAGGAAAUGGAAGAAGAGUCUGUUGCCCCUGAGAAAGCCGAUGAAGGCAAACCAGGCACUAGGUUUAUUGUUACGUUAGAUGGUGUCGAUGAAAGACAGUUUGAUCCCGCCGAUGCCGUCCUAUAUGACAAACUUGGACAGCCCCUUUCCGAGCUGGCAUCGGGCAGUCUGCCAUUACAAAACCUUGAGCAAAAUGAGAAACUUUAUUUGGACCUUCUGGCUCAAACCAGGCCUUUGCCACAAUCACCACUACAGCAAACCAUUCACCCACUGACACGGGGCAACAAACUUCAGCCUCCUAAAAUUCAAACAUUUUCCAUCAACCUUAAGGAUUCUGACGAUGAGCAUGAAGAUAAAGAAAUGAAGCCCUUCACAGUUAAGGACACAUCUUAUGACCAACCCAUGGCAAC